UCAAACAAAACAAGAUGGCGUCGCCCAUUGGCAGUCUCGUAAAUUUGCGGCGAAAUGCAACGGAGGAGGAUGCAUGGUCAAGUGUUAACAAAAAAUUACGUGAACAUGGUCUGGGGACUGUGAAAAUUCAGCAUCCAGCAGAUAUACAACAUCUGUCAGGAUCAACAGUGUGUUUGGAUGGGGCGAACGACACCCAGGUACGGGACAACAUUCUCUCCUUGAUUUCUGACUGUCAGCACAGACAAACUCUGGUCCAGGAUCUCAUAGGGAAAAAUAAUCAACUCAAGGAAGAAGUAACCAGACAGACAGAGUUAACAGAGAAAUAUUUCAGUAAAAUGAAGGACCUAAAGAUCAUGCUAGAAAGUUCUCGGGCAAGAGUGAAGGAACUGGAGUCAGAUGAGCCUGCCAAGACCACUACUGAUGAUGUGUGGGGUGUGAAGGAGCGGGUGAAUAAUACACGCACUGCAAUCAUUGCCAAGAACAAAGACCUGGAGUACAAGUGCAAGCAGCAAGAGAAAGAGCUGCAGAGACUGAAGGAUAAACUUCACAAUAUGUCCAUACAGGAGGAGAAACGCAAUCAGAGGGUGUCCGACGUAUUUCAAGAGUUCCGUAGGCGAACUGCUCGGGCACAUCACACUAUGGACGACAAACUGCUAGAUGUUAUAGACUCCUAUGAGAGACAAAUUACAAAACUGGAAAAAGACUUGGAAUUAUACAGAGUGGAGGGUGAGACGGCCCGUACCACAGAUGGUUCAGCAGACGAGGAUAUGCCCUCAUUCCACUCAGUGACACAUCACAGCGAAACCUCAGGGAACUUCAAGAAACUUAUCAGGGCUUAUGAGAAGCAGAUUGUGGACUUGAACAAGCAGGUGAAGAAACUAGAGGAGGAGAAAGAACUCAUCAAACUCGACGUGGGGGCAAGACCAGAAGUAAAGGAUUACAGAGUAGCACAGUUGCGUAUGAAGAAGCUAGAAAAGUUAUUGGCUCUUCACAAUAUCAGUAUACCAGGCGAAAAGCUGAAGACAGAUCCCUACCGACUCAAGCGAAAAUUCAGUACAAAAGUGGAAGACCUUGAUUUUCUACCUCUAGACCUGUGCCAUGAGUAUCUCAAGGACCUCAGUAAGGAGCUGGAAGUAAAGGAUCUGGAGACUAUGAUACCCAGGAUCCAACGUAUGACCAGAGAGAUGCAGGAGGUCGGCAGAUAUGAGCAGUUCUGUCGCACUGCCCAAGAAAUCGUGAACAGCCUUGCAGACAACAAGCGUAAAGAGAAGAAGGGAAGUCCCAAGCAGGGCUCUAUGUCCACAGAGACCCUCAACCACAUGCUGACUGUCCUAGAAAACUGGAAGGACGAUGAACAGGGCCUGCAGGAGCUACAGCUGUCCAUCAACCGGCUGGGGGAGAGGUGUGCCCCAUGGCUUAAGAUACGGCUAGUGGGCGAACCAACCAUGGCCCAAAUCACUGCAGCCGUAGACAAGAUUGUGUACGAUGACGGCAUUGAGGAACAGGCAGGCCAUGAGAACCCAAACAGAGCGGUGCUAGAGAACAUAGUGUCUCACUUCCAGACACUGUUUGAUGUGCCCAACGUGUCUGGCGUGUAUCCCAGGAUGAACCAGAUUUUCACCAAGUUGGUUGAAGUGCACAAUGUGCUCAACACUCUCAGGAACCUGCUCGGACUCAGUAAAGAUGCCAAGUCCUCCGCCAUUGUUGAUGGUGUGGGUCGGCUGGUCCAGCAGUGUAACACCACGACUGUACAACAACUGAAAAACCUGCUGCAGACAGAGGACUUGGAUGGGGUGAUAAGGCGACUUCAAGAACACCAGGAGUUCUUCCCAGCAUUCUAUGAGAUUAUGAACAAACUCUUUGAGAUUCUGGAUGUGCGGAGGAUGGACCAGAUUAUUCCAGCAGUAAGGGCCUUGAAACUUCUAGCUAACUGAGCUCAUCACUGCCAAGGAUUUCCAAGGAAACAAUCACUAUCAGCUAGUUUAAAGAUAUGGACUGACUUGACGCAAUGAAGUAUCAGGGAAAAUGUUUCACUUUGGAUGAAUGCAACAUCAAACCUGGAAAAAAGUUCUAAAUAAAAAUUAUGGUUCAAUAAUAUGCACUGCAUUGAAUCCAGUACCAGUCAUUCGUAUAUUUCACUAACAUUAAGAUUGAAUGCUCCAUUUGAAGUUAUCAUAAUAAUUGUGUUGUUUUUUUAACCUCAAUCAUACGUAUACUUAAAUUGCUUUCUUCACCAUUGCAUAUUUCAACCUAAGAUUAGUCUCUUGCAAUUAUUUACUUCUAAUGAAACAGAACUUAUAUUCUUUCUUUGCACAAAGUCUUGUAGGGUUGGCUUGGAUAUCUUGUGGCAUUAUGUUGACAGAUUUUCUCUAUAUUAUCUGUGAUAUUUACUGUAGGCAGCAGAAACUAGUCUGAUUCUAGUUUUUUAACUACGUUGUUGUAAUCAUUCUGUAUAAAAUGAUGGUCACUGGAACAUAGUGAUCAUAUGACUUUGGUAAUUUGUAAAAACACUUGGUGCCAGGGAAUCAAGCAACGAAAAUGAUAUUCUUUUCUUUUUUUUUUCUUAGAUUGUUCUAUGUUUUCAUAAUGGAUUAUCUGAAUACUAUUUUAAUUUUGAUGCUUAAAUAAGCGUGAAGUCUUAUAUAAAGUGAACCAAAGACACUGACAUGUGGUACAAAAACAUUAAAUAGAUUAAAAUCAAGGUCACUCAUUCAUUAGUAAGAUUUUUUUUUAAAUAAUUGUAGAUUAUUGUAUUUACCAGAUAAAUAAUUUAUUUUAAUUUAAUUGUAUAAAGAAAUGUAGUACUUUAGGUUUCGUAGUUUUUUAUGCCCCCCUUCUAAGAAGAGAGGGUAUAUUGUUUUUGGCCUGGGUGUCAUUGUAUGUGUGUGUCUGUCCCAAAACUUUAACCUUGGUCAUUACUUUUGCAAGAUUGAAAAUAGCAACUUGAUAUUUAGCAUGCAUAUGUAUCUCAUGGAGCUGCACAUUUUGAGUGGUGAAAGGUCAAGGUCAAAUAUAGAGGAGGGGCAUAGUGUUGCACAAACACAUCACUUGUUUAAUAAAAUAAAUAAAUUAUUAGGGCCCCAGUCCAGAGAUAAUAAUAAUCUGUGUUUUUGAAGAACACGAGUUUUUAAUUUAUGUUUAUGACAUUUAUUCUACCGGAGAUAUUUUUGUUUGUAAAAACUAAAUUAACUAUUUUAAGGUUAAAUGAAACGUAGUGGUUUUGUACCCAAAACCCUUGGUGCAAAAAGAGUAUCACCAAUAUCGGGUUUACAUUUUUAAAAUUUAAGAAAUGUUAUAUUUUGAACUGGUAAGUUGUCAGUUGGGAACCAUAACAACAGAGUCUCUUUUGAAAAUAUUUUUGGACUUUGGCUUAAAUUAUGGUAGGAAGUAUUGUUUUUUAGCAAUUUACCUGGAUAUUACGUCUUUUACUUUGAAAGCAUUAACACUUUCUCUGUAUUUUGUUAGCUGACCUAAGCAUGAAGUGUCCAUGGUUAGCUUUUGUGUUCACCCUAUGUUCAUGAUUGUAAGUCGUCAGUCGUGCCUUGUCAACGUCCAGCUCAUAAUGACACUUGAGGCCACAUUUUUCAUCCAAUCGUUGAUGAAUGUUUAUCUUGAUAAUGUCCAGGCAAAGUUUGAAUUGGCUACAAAAGUUAGGUCGUCAGGUGAAAUCUUUUAAAAUAAACUCUGCAACUCAAGUCUUUAUUUUCAAAUUAUGCAGUUUUCAAAGGGCCAUGUGUGUCCAAAACUAUGUCACCAGUUGAAAUCUUAGAAAAACUUGUUCCACUGUAGGAGCCAAAGUUAUGACUUAAUGUUGAUGAAACCUCGUCAGCAUUUUUAUCUUGCAAAUAUCUAGGCCAAGUUCGUAUCUGGCACAUGUGGUAAAAAAAUUAGUUCAUCAGGUUAAAUCUUAGAAAAUCGUUGUACACAUUAGAAUCCACAUACAUUACUCCAUUUUGAUGAACUUGAUUGGAAUGUUUAUUUCGACAAAGUCUAUGCAGAGUUCGAAUCUGCGUCACAUGCGUCCAAAAACUAGGUCACCAGGUCAACAUUUUUUUUUUAAGUGUUCCCCGCUCUUUAAGCCCCAUUUAUUACUCAAUCUCAAUGCAACUUGGUCAGAAUAUUUAUCUUGACAAUUUACAGGCCACGUUCGUAUCUGGGUUACAUGGGCAUGCUAAAAUUUGGUCACUGUGUAAUCUUAGGAAAACACUGUUCGUACACUAGAGGCCACAUGUAUGACUCAAUCCUCCUAAAACUUGGUCAGAAUUUAUUUUGGUAUAUUGAGGCCACGUUUGCAUUAAGUGUUAAGGGUGGUAAUCAACCAGGUCACAAGGUCAAGAAUUGUUUACCUUGAAUAAUGUGAGCGCUCUAGGUCCAUUAUGGCCAUCUUGUUGUAGUUAAUGUUUGGUUUGGUUUUGGACCUAACAUAUGUGCCUGAAUUUUACACAGUGUAUGUAAUUAGAAAGCUUUUAUUAAAGAGAAGCAAUCAA
This is a messenger RNA of Dreissena polymorpha, 4487 nucleotides long. Its product is annotated as centrosomal protein of 70 kDa-like. NCBI's taxonomy places the organism in Eukaryota, Metazoa, Mollusca, Bivalvia, Myida, Dreissenidae. Gene Ontology annotation, molecular function: gamma-tubulin binding. Gene Ontology annotation, cellular component: centrosome. Gene Ontology annotation, biological process: cilium assembly; regulation of microtubule cytoskeleton organization. Bases 15 to 1934 code for a protein of 639 amino acids. The transcript has 18 exons. The record is from RefSeq and is a predicted model, not a curated record.